Molecule: messenger RNA, 835 nt
Organism: Trematosphaeria pertusa
Lineage: Eukaryota; Fungi; Ascomycota; Dothideomycetes; Pleosporales; Trematosphaeriaceae
Exons: 1
Coding region: 93-518 (141 amino acids)
Source: RefSeq, a predicted model, not a curated record
GCCUGAGUCGUGCGGGCGUGGGACGUGCUCAGACCCUAACAACGAGAGCACCCAGCGAGUUGGGAUACAGACGGAGUACUGUGCUACAUGUGAUGAGUAUUCUUCCGCUCUGCUUCAGUCUAUCAUAUGGGCCUCAAUGUAUCGUUGGAGCUACAAGGUGUCCAAUAGCUCAUCACCAGCAUCGCGGGAUCAUGCACACCCUAUACAGCACACCCUCAAAAUCAACGAGCCCUCGCAGCAGUGACAUUCAACACCACCCGGCAUGGGCCAAUCAGAUGCUCCCCCGCAACCCUCCGAUCGUUCUCCGUCUGCAAACGCAUGCCGAGCCGGGCCCGCAUCCAACACGGGCCUCUGCAUCUUGCCGGCUCGAGAGGCUGCCGCAGAGCGUCGAAGCUGAAGAUUCCCGACAAAAGGGUAGCCCAUGGCUCGGGCGCUCAAAGGAAUCUGGAAUUGUCGUGCAAAAUUCUGCAGCAGCUUGGUUAGGUAUUUAUAGCGUUGUAACAUGCUGUGCAAUUUGACGCGACGGGUGUGGGCGCUCAUCACUCAUCGUUACGACCGGGGCAAUCUCGCCUAGCCGUCAAAUCGAAGCUGACCGUGCGAUUCCUCCGACCUUCCUCUCCGGGCUGACACGCGAGAGGAACACGCUUCGAAGGAAGAAUGCGAAAGGCAAAAUCCCCGAGAAACGAGGCACGCCGUACAUGGCAGCUCCGAUGGCGCUGCCCCAGAUACCAGCCAGAGAUCAGAUGAAUGGCUCCGGUAAACCGCUCUGCCUUCUGAAUUGCACAAUUGGAGUAGCUAGACUAGCCCAGGAGCGAUCAUAGGAAGACCAGUGAGA